Condylostylus longicornis is the source of this 1858-nucleotide messenger RNA. Its product is annotated as beta-1,4-N-acetylgalactosaminyltransferase bre-4. Bases 424 to 1629 code for a protein of 401 amino acids. The transcript has 2 exons. The record is from RefSeq and is a predicted model, not a curated record. NCBI's taxonomy places the organism in Eukaryota, Metazoa, Arthropoda, Insecta, Diptera, Dolichopodidae. Gene Ontology annotation, biological process: carbohydrate metabolic process; glycosphingolipid biosynthetic process. Gene Ontology annotation, molecular function: N-acetyl-beta-glucosaminyl-derivative 4-beta-N-acetylgalactosaminyltransferase activity.
UAGAAAUAAACAGAAAUAGAAAAAACGUCAAUUUCAUAAAUACAUUGAAAUGAGUGUAGUUUGUUUUCCUCAAACACCAUAAUUUAUAAAUUUUAAAUGUUAAAGGAUUUAAAAUAUAUUAGUUGCGAAAAUACAUUAAGUUACCAUGGUAUGGUGUUGAUGUGGUGCAACAAUAUGGAGCGAUAAGAAUUUGUUUAUUAUUCAUAAAUGAAAUAUGAAUUAAUUUCAUCAAAGAUUUCUGUCAGCAUAAAUUUAACAUUGAUGGAAUUAUUUUAAAUAAGAAAUCUAUUGCCAAAUUUUUAGCUGAAUUUUAAAUUUUUUUUUAUAACAAGGUAGCUACAAAUAACUCGAAUAUAACUAGUGCAAAUAUUUCCUGUGUAUCAAUGAUACGUUAACUUUUUUUUAAACUUACUUUUCAUUGUGAUGAUUUUAAAUGGAUUAAUGGCAUCGCGCAUGAAAUGCUAUGUUUUCAAAGCUGUGAUUUUUAUUGGCAUAGUUUUAUUAGUAUUUUUUAAUUUGUUCAAUAAAGAACAAGAAGUCAAGUUAGAUUAUUUUGCAUUUUCUCAUUCAAAACUUUUAAGACUCAGUUCAAUACAUGAAGAAAAGAAGUCAGAAGAUAAUUCAUCUGAAAAUAUAUAUACAUUGAUUUAUGGAAAUAAUUCGAAUAUAGAAGGUAUUACAUUUAAUACACACAAUAGUUCUUUACAUUCCAAUCAUGCUUUAUUAAUUGAAAGUUCUGAUUUUAAACGAACAUUUUAUGAAGUAGCUAAUAGUAACGAAACAGAAAAUUUAUACAAUAAUAGUAAAACAAUUGGCAAUAUUACUCUUUGUCCAAUGUUACCACCGGAUUUAAAUGGUCCAUAUGAAGUAGAUACAAAGUAUGAGGCAACUGAAGUUGUUGAAAAACGAUUCAAACAUAUAUUCCAACCUGGUGGUUUUUUUACACCGAAACACUGUGCACCGCGUUUUCAUGUGGCAAUAAUUGUACCAUUUCGUGAUCGUUAUACUCAUUUACCAAUAUUUUUAAAAAAUAUUCAUCCCUUUCUAAUGAAACAAUUAAUUUCGUAUGAAAUUUUUAUAGUAGAGCAAACAAAUGGAAAACCAUUUAACCGGGCAUCUUUAAUGAAUGUUGGAUUUGUAGAAGCUUUAAAAUUUUAUAAUUGGGAUUGUUUUAUAUUUCACGAUGUCGAUUUAUUGCCGCUGGAUGAUAGAAACUUAUAUACAUGUCCAGAUCAACCACGUCACAUGUCAGUGGGAGUCGAUAUUUUUGGAUAUAAAUUACCGUACAAUACAAUUUUUGGUGGUGUUUCAUCUCUUACAACAAAACAAUUUCAAGCUGUAAAUGGUUUUUCAAAUUCAUUUUGGGGAUGGGGCGGUGAAGAUGAUGAUAUGUCAAAUCGUUUAAAGCAUGCAAAAUUUCAUAUAUCGCGGUAUCCAAUAAACAUUGCCAGAUAUACAAUGCUAAAUCAUAAAAAAGAAAAAGCGAAUCCAAAACGGUUUGAAAAUUUAGCUUACGGUGCUCGAAAAUUCAAAACAGACGGUUUAAAUUCAUUGAAAUAUGAAAUUUAUACAAUAAAAAAAUUACCACUUUACACUUGGUUAUUUGUGGACUUACAAAUGCAAGAGUAGAUGCCAAUACUAUUUAUUAUUAUUAAAUUUUUUUUAAAAAUUAUUUUUAAUAUUUAAAAAAAAAUUAAAUAUUCUUUUAUAUAACAUAUAGAAAAAUUGUAGCUAAAUAAAUAUAACAAUUGUAAAUUGUUUUUCAAAUAAUACUUAUGUUAAAUAUUUUUUAAAUAAAAAUUUUAAAUGUUAAUUCUAAUAAUAAAAUCAAUAAAUAAAGCAAGUCUGAGUUCAAAAA